AUGGACUCAUUAUCCAACUGUGAUCUUCUACAAGCAUUCGAUGUAUACUGUAGCAAAGAAGGUGUGGCUGGCAACGGAGCUCUCAUGCGUCUUGCACCUGUACCACUAUUUUUCUGGCGACGUCCUGCAGUGGCCGUUGACUAUUCUGGCAUUAGUGGAAAAAUUACUCAUGGAGAUAAACGAGUUUAUGAUGCAUGUUGCUAUUAUGGAGCUCUUAUUGUAGCUGCACUUAACGGAGAAACGAAGGAUGAUUUGCUUAGUGAAAAAUUUUACACGAAUCAUCGAGAAUGGUUUGGUGAUGAAGAUCUUCAUGACGAUAUUAAGACCAUCGCUUGCGGUUCGUACAAGAAACCAGGUGGUUAUCACGAUGGAAUUCGAGGUAAAGGAUUCAUUGUGAAUGCUCUGGAAGCUGCUUUAUGGGCUUUUUGGAGUGAUGGGAACUCCUUUGAAACAGGUGCCAUUAACGCUGUUAAUCUCGGUGAUGACACUGAUACAACAGCAGCCAUCUAUGGUCAAUUAGCGGGUGCGCAUUACGGUUACGAGAAGUUGCCAGAAAAAUGGUUAAAUUGUAUCUACGCCAAAGAUUUUAUUCUAUGUGUAAGUAGCUGGAUUACCUAUGAAGGAGAAAGAUGGUUCAAAAACCAUACAGUUCCUAUCAUCAGUACACUUAUAAAUUCUUUUGAUAACACGUUGUAUAAUUCAAGACCAAGUGAUUCUAUAAAUUUGACGACACCACGCAUACGUACAAGCCUUGAAAUUACUUCAGGUCUAGACAUAGCGUUGGGCACAAUUGUACGCAAAACUAUCAAUCCUAAUGGUCGUAUUGGAGUCUUUUAUGAUGCAUGGCACGAUCGUAUUGUAGAAACAUCAAGUAUACAACUGAACAUAAAGGAAGGCUACUCAAAUUUACCUAUAAACGAAGCCACUACUACUGUACGCGAUUCUUUAGCACCAUCACCAAAACAAUUUGAUCUAUCACCAGCUUUGUCUUCUACGGAUCAGAAGAUUACUAUUGUUCUUAUAGGUAAAUCCGGUGUUGGAAAAUCGAUGUUAAUUAAUACUAUUGCCAAUUGCUUAAAAUUCAAGGAAUUGCCUCAAGUUAAGUCGACUUCAUCAGCUAUGCAUGUUGCUGUUCCGUUUCUCUUUCCCUUAAAGACUGAUAUAUGCUCGCGUUUCAUUUUAGUCGGAAAAGAUGACUCUAACGAAAAUUGUGGUCAUCGUUAUCCUGGUCAACCCAGAACUCAACGUUGCAAAUUACAUACAUUUGACAUCGAAAAUGGACAAAAUCUAUGUAUCGUUGAUACUCCAGGCUUUUCUGAUACAGGCAAUCAACCUUAUAAUGAAACAACUAUUCAACACAUUCUACAAUGCUUCUCCAAUGUAAAGCACUUGAAUGCUAUUUGCGUUUUGAUAGAAUCAGGCGACUCGCAACUCACUAACUAUCCACAAUUUUUGAAAUUGUUACUCGACUUCAUUGGACGAGAAGCAUAUGAAAAGUUAGUUUUCUGUUUCACUAAUUAUUUAUCCUGCCAAACUUAUGCUAAUCAAAGAAUUGAUCAAGUUCAUAAACUGCUUCAAUCACUAUCAUUUCAUAAUAUUACUACGAAAACGAAUAACAUAAUUUACUUCGACAGCAUCUUCUUUUAUCAUUCAAGUACAGCACGUCACUACGAUCGUCACGAACCGAAUCUUGAAAAAAGUUGGUCUAUUUCAAAGAAAGGAACGGAGUUACUUCUGCAAUGUCUUCGUCAAAUGGACCGUCCAUGUUUGAUAGAUCGACGAUCACAAAGAUUAGAAUAUGCAUCAAUUGAAAUUCUGCAGAUGAUUCGUCCAAUAAUGGAAACAAUGCGAAAUAUUCUUCGAAACCAUAUUCUACACAAGUAUGGAUCUUCAACGAAAUACAUCGAGCUCUAUCCAAAGAUUAUUCAACGACCUUCCGCUAUAUGCUAUUCUUG
This is a messenger RNA of Rotaria sp. Silwood1, 1955 nucleotides long. The record is from the annotation of a GenBank genome assembly. NCBI's taxonomy places the organism in Eukaryota, Metazoa, Rotifera, Eurotatoria, Philodinida, Philodinidae.